This is a messenger RNA of Ctenopharyngodon idella (grass carp), 2265 nucleotides long. RefSeq lists its product as uncharacterized. The record is from RefSeq and is a predicted model, not a curated record. Gene Ontology annotation, biological process: response to bacterium. NCBI's taxonomy places the organism in Eukaryota, Metazoa, Chordata, Actinopteri, Cypriniformes, Xenocyprididae. Bases 158 to 1174 code for a protein of 338 amino acids. The transcript has 6 exons.
UGAUGUGGCCAGGGUGUGAAAGCAGAAAAGUAAAGGUGAAAGUGCACAUGUGCUUCGAUUGACUGAAGCAGAGACUGAUGGACACAUAAAGACACAGUCUAGCGAUCUACCCUUCUUUAGUGCGUGUGAUAGCGUGCUCAAUCGUUUGCUUUUUCAGAUGGGUUCAAAACCUGAGGAUAAUUUUGGAAUUCGACUGAUCAUGAGAUAUUACUUCAUUCUUUUGCUUUCCUCAACAAUAUUCUGCUUCACUGAUGUGGACGUUGUUCAGGAUGAUAUAAAAAUAGUUCGAGCUGGAGAAGAUGUGAAUCUUACUUGCUACUUUUCAGAGCUUCUGGACUCAACAGUAUGGUUUAAACAGACAGCUGAAAGAAAAUCUUUACAAAUUGUGUCUUUAUAUUUAAAUCAACAACCCAGUUGGAAUAAAGACUUUGAGAAAAUGAAUCGCUUUAAUGUUAUCAAAGGAGAUGAUCAUUUUAAUCUGACCAUUUUAAAUACAAAGCUUUCAGACUCAGCAACAUAUUACUGUGUAAUCACAUCAUAUUACAGCAUUGGAUUGGGUGCAGGAACUAGAUUACUUGUCAGAGAUGCAGCUGUAACGCACACAACUCUUCAGCAGUCUUUGAUAGACACGCUUCAUCCAGGAGAUUCUGUGAAUUUGCAGUGCAGCAUCUUCACUGAGAGUUGUGCAGGAGAACACAGUGUCUACUGGUUCAGACAAAGCUCGGGAGACUCUCAAGGAGUCCUUUACACCAAAGGAGAGAGAAAUGGUCAGUGUAAUAAGAGCAGUGAGUCUCAAACGCAGAGCUGCGUCUACAAUCUCCUCAAGAGCAACAUCAGUCACUCUGACACUGGGAUUUACUACUGCGCUGUGGCCGCAUGUGGAGAGAUACUGUUUGGAAAAGGAACUCAACUAAAUUUUAGAGUGAGUGGUGAUGUGAAUCCAACUCUUGCUCUUGGAAUUUUAAACUUCAUAUUUUUGGCUCUUGUUGUUUUUCUGGGAAUAAAACUAUGCAGGGGUCAAAAUAAAGUGUCCAUGCCUCAAGAGAAUCAAAAUGAAGACACCAUGAAUUAUGCAGCCAUUAGUUUUGCUCAGAAACCUCUGAACACUAGAAGGACCAAAUCAAAGAUCAUUCAGGAGCAAUCUGUGUACGCUCAGGUCAGAUCACAGCAGUAACAUCCAGAGCUUUAGAGAAGCAUUUACCUUCUACACAAAUAUUUUCAUCAUGAGCUUAUAACAAUUUGAGGUAAAUACAUUUAAUUUGGUUGAAUAAUUUUGGUAAUUUUUACUCUGUUUAAUGAGUUUAUUGGUUUUCUUCAUGUUUUUAUGUUGUGUUGUCUGUUUUAUAAAUUAUUUUUGCCCUUCAACUGUGCAGCACUUUGGUUAGCCUUGUUGCUGUUAUUAAUGUGCUUUAAAAAAUAAAUAAAAUAACUUGAUCUUGAAUCUAUAAUGCCUUUAAGGAUCAUGUCCUUUAUUAAGAAAAUAGCUGCCGGCGGCCAUAUUUUAAUGUAUUUAUAUUUUAAAGUGUUACUUUGGCUUUGUACUGUGUAUUGAUAGCUAUGAAUUUGUUAGGCAUGGUAAGGAUAAGGAUAAUUGUAAAAGAAAAGCAGUGAAGUAGAAAAGUCUAUUUUUGUAAAUUAAUGCAUGUAUGUUGUUAGACUCUGUGUUCUUUUUGAACAACUUUGCAACUUUGUGUUAUGAAAUGUUCCAUUUUUUCCAUAUGAAUCACUUGUGUGUAUGCUUCAUUUGCAUCUGCUAAAUUAAUAGCCUGUUUAUGUGCAUGUGCAUUUGUUCAAAUGUGUGUGUGUGUUUUUUUUGUUUGUUUGUUUGUUACAUUGCAUUGCUUGUUUUUAUUCUGUUAACUUAAAUGAUGGGUCCUGGUGCAUGUAUAAGGUAUACUUCCCUGGCAAAGUAUUAGUUAGCAUUUAGUUAGUCUUUAACAAUAAUUAUUUCAAAGACAACUUGCUGAAUGCUGAAUUCAACACAUGGUCUCUACUGCCACCUAGUGGUUGUAGAUCAUUGGUAUGAGAUCUGGGCUCCCCCUUUUUAUGCCCUUUUUAGGCGAGAGUAGGCAGCUGCAGUGAGGGGAGGAGUGGAAAAAGUGCAGCCAAGACAGACAGUUCUCUCCUCUCAUAGUGGAUCAGACACCUACGAGUUCAAAGGCGGACAUCUCAGGAUACACACUCAUGUGCUUUGUAAUAAACUAGAUGUAAUUUAGGUUCUGUUGCUUUUAUAUGAAAAUAAAUGUGAUGAACAAGACACCCAAA